Canis lupus familiaris (dog) is the source of this 291-nucleotide messenger RNA. RefSeq names its product transmembrane protein 258-like. Gene Ontology annotation, biological process: protein N-linked glycosylation. Bases 1 to 291 code for a protein of 96 amino acids. The transcript has a single exon. NCBI's taxonomy places the organism in Eukaryota, Metazoa, Chordata, Mammalia, Carnivora, Canidae. The record is from RefSeq and is a predicted model, not a curated record. Gene Ontology annotation, cellular component: membrane-bounded organelle.
AUGGAGCUCGAGGCCAUGAGCAGAUACACCAGCCCAGUGAACCCUGCGGUUUUCCCCCAUCUGACUGUGAUGCUAUUGGCAACUGGUGUGUUUUUUACCACCUGGGUCUUUGUUUAUGAGGUCACCUCCACCAAGUACACUCGGGAUAUCUACAAAGAACUCCUCAUCUCCUUGGUGGCCUCACUCUUCAUGGGCUUUGGAGUCCUCUUUCUGCUGCUCUGGAUCGGCAUCUAUGUUAUGAGCACCCAAGGGUUCCAACCAGGUGGCUUCCCUGAACUCCUGCUUUUGUAA